AUGAACGAGCCCUACAGCCCCGCGGCGCCCAGCAGCCCCUCACCCGGCACCAUGAAAAUGCUCGUGGGCUUCCUCGCCGCCUUCGUCGUGGCGCAGACCAUCGGCACCACGCUCUUCUGCCUCUAUCUGCACAUGAAGAUGGACAAGAUGGAGGAGACGCUGAGCCUAAACGAAGAUUACGUCUUCCUGCGCAGAGUGCAGAAGUGCCAGACGGCGGAGGGGCACAGGUCCACCUUGCUGGACUGCGAUAAGAUUCUAAGCAGCUUCCAGGAUCUCCAGUGCAAGGACGGGGGAGGCAGCAAGCAGCAGCCCAAGUUUGAGAAGCAGACAGGCCACGAGCAUUCCCACUCCAAGGGCAAGAACGAGACGGCGGCGGCAGCGGAGAGGAGGCAGCCGAUUGCAGCCCACCUGGCCGGGGUCAUGAACAGCAGGGCAGUCUCAGUGCUAGAGUGGAGGAAAACAGGCUACGCGCCCACGAGCAGCCUCAUCUCCUACCACGAGGGCAAGCUGAAGGUGGAGAGAGCGGGGCUCUACUACAUCUACGCCCAAGUCAGCUUCUGCACCAAGGCCACGACUUCGGCCCCCUUCACCCUCUAUAUUUAUUUGUACCUCCCCAAGGAGGACGACCGGCUCCUCUUGAAGGGCCUGGACACGCACAGCACGUCGCAGGCCUUCUGCGACCUGCAGUCCGUCCGCGGCGGCGGCGUGUUCGAACUGCGCGAGGGCGACAUGGUCUUCGUCAACGUGACAGACUCAACGCGAGUCAACUACAGCCACGGCAGCACCUACUUCGGCAUCUUCAAGCUGUAG
Messenger RNA from Nothoprocta perdicaria, 810 nucleotides. It is a transcript of the gene CD40LG, whose product is annotated as CD40 ligand. The record is from RefSeq and is a predicted model, not a curated record. The coding region runs from base 1 to 810 and encodes 269 amino acids. Gene Ontology annotation, biological process: immune response. Lineage: Eukaryota; Metazoa; Chordata; Aves; Tinamiformes; Tinamidae. Gene Ontology annotation, cellular component: membrane. Gene Ontology annotation, molecular function: tumor necrosis factor receptor binding. The transcript is spliced from 6 exons.